GCGCCCCCCUCGCCGCGCCGCGCCGCUUCCCCCGGGCCCGCUGUAACGGGGGCGGCAGAACCCCGCGGGGGACCCGGCCCGGCCGCGCCGGCGCCGCCCCUCUCUGGGGGCCGGGCGGCGGUGACGGGACGGAUUUCGCGCAGCCCGGGGAGGGGGAAGCCGCUCCCCGCCGGCCUUUCCCGCCCCUGGGGCGGUGGCGCCGCUCCCGCCCGGCGGAAGGGAGAGCGCGGCGGUGCCGGGCCGGGCAGUGCCGUGCGGAGCGGCGGCGCCGGGAGACCUUGGCGGGAGGCGAGCGGCGGCAGAGGCGCGGAGCGGGCGCGCUCGCCGCCGCCGGGAAGCUGGGCGGGGAGACGGCCGACAUGGUGGAGGCCGCGGACGGGGCGGAGGAGGAGGAGGGCGAGACAGCGGAGAUGCUGGGCGCCGCGGACGCUGCCCUGCAGCGCAACGGGCUGCUGCCCGGCAAGGAGGCGGCCAACGGCGGAGGAUGCGCGGCGGCGCGCGGCGGCCCGGCGGCGGAGGCCGAGGCCAUGCUGCCGGCGGGCGGCGGGCGGGCGGAGACGCGCCUGUCGCGGCGGCGGCUGGCGGUGCUGGCCGUGUUCAGCUGCUACUCGCUGGUGAACGCCUUCCAGUGGAUCCAGUACAGCAUCCUCAGCAACGUCUUCGUGCGCUUCUACGGCGUCUCCUUCGCGCACAUAGACUGGCUCUCCAUGGUGUACAUGGUGGCCUACGUGCCGCUGAUCCUGCCCGCCACCUGGCUGCUGGACGCGCGGGGGCUGCGCCUCACGGCGCUGCUGGGCGCCGGCCUCAACGCGCUGGGCGCCUGGCUCAAGUGCGGCAGCCUGGCCCCGGGCCGCUACGCCGUCACCAUGGCGGCGCAGGGCGUCUGCGCCGUGGCGCAGGUCUUCAUCCUGGGGCUGCCCUCGCGCGUCGCCGCCGUCUGGUUCGGGCCCGCCGAGGUCUCCACGGCCUGCGCCGUGGCCGUGCUCGGCAACCAGCUUGGCACUGCAAUUGGCUUUUUGUUGCCACCUGUUUUGGUUCCAAAUACACCAGAUGAUAUUGAUCUAAUGGCACACAAUAUAAGCAUCAUGUUCUAUGGAACAGCAAUAGUAUCCACGCUUCUGUUCUUCUUAACAGGAGUUGUGUUUGAAGAAAAGCCCAAAUACCCUCCUAGUCAUUCUCAAGCAGUCCUUCAGACUGUGCCUCCUGAGGAUUACUCCUACAAGCAGUCAAUUAUUAACUUAUUCAAAAAUAUUCCAUUUGUACUUUUGCUGAUCAGUUAUGGUAUUAUGACUGGAGCAUUUUAUUCUGUCUCCACUUUAUUAAACCAAAUGAUAGUAACUCAUUAUGAGGGAGAAGAAGUGAACGCUGGGAGAAUUGGCUUGACACUGGUGGUGGCAGGAAUGGUGGGUUCGAUUAUUUGUGGUUUGUGGCUGGAUUACACUAAAACAUACAAGCAAACUACUUUGAUUGUUUACAUUCUCUCUUUUAUUGGGAUGGUGGUAUUUACUUUCACCCUGGAUCUUGGAUACCUUAUUGUAGUGUUUGUGACUGGAGGAGUACUUGGGUUUUUCAUGACUGGCUAUCUCCCUCUCGGAUUUGAAUUUGCUGUGGAAAUUACAUACCCAGAGUCUGAAGGCACUUCAUCAGGGCUCCUUAAUGCAUCAGCACAGAUAUUUGGAAUUAUCUUUACCCUUGUUCAAGGAAAGCUUACAACAAACUUCAGUCCUUGUGCAGGAAACCUCUUUCUUUGUGCUUGGAUGUUUGUGGGCAUUAUCUUAACAGCCUUAAUAAAAUCAGAUUUGCGAAGACACAAUGUGAAUUCAGGGAUUAUGAAUGUGGACAUUAAAGCUGUACCAGUUGACAGUCCUGGAGAUCAUGAAACUUGUACUGCAUUAAAAGUUCAAUCAGCUUUGUGAGGCUGAAAGAAGGUGACUUAGAAACGCACAAUUUUCGUUGAACACUGAACAAUACUAAUUAGUGUAAUCUCUGGAUUUGUAUGUGUAUGAGUAUUAAAAUGUGUUUGUUAGCUACUGGUGAUAUUUGUGCAGUGGAAACUGUGAAGAUGCCCAGUUCAUUUUGCCCAAGACAAACAAUUUACCUUCAUAUGGAAUGUUCAUCCUAGCAGUUUCCAAGUUUUGUAGUUUCACUAGUAAAGAACUGUAUCAGUGCUCUCCAUUCCUGGGAGAAACAUACAUUCAGGGUGCACAUGGAAAAAUCUGGAAUCCUAAAGUACAAUCAUAUCAGAAAUACCUAAUCUUUUUUUUCUUUUCCAAGAAAUCAAGAGUUAGUUAAUUUCUUACUCAGAUUUUCCUAGUGCAAUUGAAAAGUCAGAGAGUAGGUAGCUGCGCAACUGGAGGGUAUAAAUACUUCUGUUUUUUAUUUUUUAUUUUUUUUACUGUAUCUGAUGUAAACUAACUGUUCAUUCUGGGAAACUUUGUCUAUAGCACAAUACUGAAAAUGAGAGAUGACUACAAUCAUGAAUAUUUCAUACUGGCGUCUGACGUCUCUUUUGCCUUGAAAUUUCUUGAUAGAUACCAGAAGGCAUAUAAGAGAGAACUCUUUCUUAUAGAUUCCUCAUAAUACUUUGGGGGACAUGUAAAGAGUUUUCCACUAGACAAACUGAAGAAGUUUCUUAUAAAAGGAAGGAAUAAGACCUUUGAUAGCUCUACUAUGAAGUGUUUAUAGGCAAUGGAAAGCUACCACUCAGAUUGCCUGUACAGAAUAUUUUGUGUGCUUUCUCAGUUUAAGUGAGAGGAGUACAUGUUUACAAAGAGAUGGUGCCUUUACUUUGUAAAGAAGAUCCUUGCCUCUUUAAUUUAAUUAGUGCUGCUGAAGAAAUUCCUUUUUGCAUGUUUAACCUCCUCUGAAUAUUUGUGGAAUAUCAGAAAAUAUGCUCUAUCUUGUUUGCAUUGAUUUCUCUGCAUUAUGAAUUGUAUCAUUUGUGACUUGUGAAAUUUUUGUCCUCAUCAUGUAACUUGGAAGUAAGUCAUGUCUUGUCUUUCACAGUUUGUUUAAAGCUGUAAAGAUGACUGAAAGGAAAACAGUGGUGCUUCACUUCAUCUGAGAUUUUUGCUUUUUAUAUCAUGCACCUUAGUUACAAAAUGAGUGGACUUCAUUAACAUUCACCUAGCGUUAUUACAUUUAUCUGAAAUUGGGAUGUGUGUUUCUCACAGCAGGACUUCUGAAAAUGUUGUGCUCUAUCUACACAAUUACAGAAUUGAUAGUAAUACCAUAAUGCUGAGCCCGUGCUAUUACUGAGAAGUCCAACUUGAGUUAGCUGACUUUCUGCAAACGUUUCUUAGCAGAAUAGAAGUGAAAGUUCCGACAAUAUUUGUGAAGCUGUCCGUUGGUAACUGUGGGUGGCUUUUGCCUUUGGGAAAACUGUAAUAGUGUGUGCCAAUUUUUAUCUUCCUUUCCUAAACACAGAUUCAGUAAAUCAGUUAUUGUGUUCCUGGCCCAUGGUUGCUACGUAUUUGCACUAUUACAAGCCUUUAGCAAGACAUUAGCUCCGCAGUUUUGGAGAAGUGUUUCCUAAACGUCCAGUGGAAAGUCUUUGAUGGUAUGCAUAAUGCUCUCUAAAUGUCUGGUACACACUGUUCAACUUCCAAGACUGAUUUCCCCCCCCCGCCCCGCACACUUUUUUUUAAUUUUUAAAUUCUUCUCCCUGCUACUAGUUUCCAGUUUCUUUGGUGUUUAUAAGAAGUUGACUCCUUCCUUCUGGUGUUCAGUUCAUUACUGAAAAAUGCUCUAUCCCUGCUGGCUCCUUGGGUUUUAUGUUCUGCCAAAUUACUUGGCUCCCCUCUGGAAAAGAUCUAAACAAGAUUUUGGCAUUCUAGAAAGCCUGCUGGGCCCCUGAAAAGAAAAUAUUCCUAAUAAUGAAGGCUUAAUUACAUCCUGGAUUUAAUACCCCCCAAAAGGAGCUUGAAAGCUUGAAACCUGUGAGCAUGUGUUUAUCUGAAAGCUAUUUCCGAGCAAGGAUAAAGUAUAUAAAUACAAGGCCCAAUAACAAACCAGAUAUUUUAUGCAAUGGCUUUGUUGUCAGUGUCUCAAAAAAUGAGGUUCCAGCUGGUGACAGAAAUAGGUCUUAUGCUUCUGCUUUUAAUUUUUGUUUCAAAAUAAACAACAACCACCCAAUCAAAUUAUGUCUGGAAUUGGAAAUAAGGUUUCUAACUCUAUGAGCCUUGCAAUUCUGGCUCAGCUGUCAUGUAAGAACAGUGGUGGUGGUGGUGGUGGGGAGGGCUAAAAAAAAACCUACUUAGGCAAGCCUUUUAUGAAUGGAAUUAAAUGUGAACUGUGAGAGCAUGAGAUUGGAAACCAAGUCAGGAAGGACUUUUCAGUGCCAUGCAUCAGCUUUUGCUGGUCAGUAUCUUUUUCUUUAGAGUGCUUCAAGAGAACUCUUGAGGAUGCAAGAAAAUCCACGUAAAUCCAUGCUAACUUUCAACUAAAAGAUUCAAAAGGUUAGCCUCUAAAACAACUCUAGCUUUCUUCCUGCCCCAAGUGUGUGAAGCUUUUGGUAACUUCAGGAGGAGGGACCUGAAGAAUGUUGACCCAUUUUUAUUUAGGAUUCCUAAUGGGGUCUUAAAAUCCUUGUUUCUGUUGGCUAGGUUUGAAAAUUUUGGGCCUGAUAGCAUAGUCUGGAAUUUCUGCAAAGGGAAGUUUUCUUCAACUUGAAAGAUAAGUUCUUCAUAGCAUUUAUUUUGUAGAUUGUUGCUCAUCCUUUAUAGCAUCUCUUCUGCUGCUGAGUGGUCAUGUUUUGAGAGAAGGGAAGAACUGGGAAGAAUAAACAACAAGAAAUUGCAGGAUAAUAGAGCUUUCCUAACUACAUCCUCUUGGUCAUCUCUUGUGCUCAGGAUGCUCUGCUGUCUCUGAAACAAUCACUGGAGGGUGUAAUCAGAGCUGCCAGCCAGUGUUGCCUAAUGAAAAUUUGCUUUUUGAAAAAUCUUUGGACUGACUUGUACAUUUACAACCAAAUGAAAUUGGUUAAGCGAUAAGUAUUUUUUACUUUCAUUUUCCAUUCUGUGAACUUGUGAGAUUUCCUGCAUGAAUGGGAACUUGUGACCUUUUCAGUUGCUGUCUUUUUCAAUGCCUGUAUGUACCACCACCUUAAGUGUUACAGGCUACUAAUGACUGAUUCAUAGACCACAAGCUAAAUGGUAUCAUUGUAUCCCAUGUGAUUUCCCCACUACCAUGUGAUCUGAAGUCUGUUAAGAGAAGUGAGGUUAAUGCAUGAAAUAGAAUGAACUAAACAAAAAUAUUUCUGAGAAGUGUAUUGAUUUCCAAGACCCAUGUUAUUUACUGCUCAUGUAUUUGUUCUCUUCAUGAAGGUAGCAGAGAUCUUUGCUGUAACUUGUUUUUGUUAGUGUCCCAUUCUUUAUGUUUCAAGAGAAAAUUUUGAAAUUCUUACGAAUAUUCUCUCCAUGCAAUAUUGUACCUAUGCGUUUAUGUGGGGGGAAUCAUUCCUUAUCAUUAUAUGUUACUAGUGUUGUGUAUAAAAUGUAACUUGACUGAAGCCAAAAUUACCAUUUCCGAUAGCUGCUGAUACAGCUGAUGGUCUGAAAAUGAUCCAUUUUUUUCUCAAAAGCUGUCAUUUAUUGUAGGGAAAUUUUAUAUGUGGAUUAUAUACUGUGUCAUUAAUAAACAUGCAUGCAUACA
This is a messenger RNA of Dromaius novaehollandiae (emu), 5652 nucleotides long. RefSeq names its product FLVCR choline and heme transporter 1 (gene FLVCR1). The transcript is spliced from 10 exons. Bases 360 to 1916 code for a protein of 518 amino acids. The record is from RefSeq and is a predicted model, not a curated record. NCBI's taxonomy places the organism in Eukaryota, Metazoa, Chordata, Aves, Casuariiformes, Dromaiidae. Gene Ontology annotation, cellular component: mitochondrion; membrane. Gene Ontology annotation, molecular function: heme binding; heme transmembrane transporter activity. Gene Ontology annotation, biological process: heme export; erythrocyte differentiation; transmembrane transport.